Molecule: messenger RNA, 1747 nt
Organism: Dichomitus squalens LYAD-421 SS1
Lineage: Eukaryota; Fungi; Basidiomycota; Agaricomycetes; Polyporales; Polyporaceae
Product: Dus-domain-containing protein
Exons: 6
Coding region: 137-1408 (423 amino acids)
Biological process (GO): tRNA processing
Molecular function (GO): tRNA dihydrouridine synthase activity; flavin adenine dinucleotide binding
Source: RefSeq, a predicted model, not a curated record
ACUCUCUACCGUCUAGACUCUCCGUUCACACACCGUCUCAGAUCGAAUCGCUCUACGUAUCAUAUCUGUCUUAUAGGUUGUCACAAUUGCUGCUCUACUAGGCCUCAUUCAGCGAGGCCUCGCGCGCAGGAUCGUCAUGCCUGCAGUCACACUCGAAAACCAGAAUCGAAAGUUGGGAGGGUACGAGUUCUUUGAAAAGGCCCUAGGGAGCCCAAAGUACAUCGUUGCGCCUAUGGUAGACCAGAGCGAGCUGGCAUGGAGGAAGCUGUCUAGGAAAUAUGGUGCACAGUUGGUGUACACGCCUAUGAUUAAUGCGAAGAUGUACGCCGAAGGUUCUCGGAAGCCCUACCGAGAGCAGAACUUCGACACUGUGCAUGGCGAGGAGGGCGGUCCUGAAGACAGACCCUUGAUUGUCCAAUUUUGUGCGAACAAUCCCUCUCAGCUUUUGACCUCAGCGAAGCUGCUCGAACCCUACUGCGACGCCGUGGACAUCAACCUUGGUUGCCCUCAAGACAUUGCGCGGAGAGGACACUAUGGGUCAUUUCUACAGGACGAAUGGGAUCUCGUUCACAAACUGAUUCAUACUUUGCAUGAGAACCUAUCUAUACCUGUCACUGCGAAGUUUCGCGUCUUCCCUACAGUCGAAAAGACAGUUGAGUACGCGAAGAUGCUCGAGAGCGCCGGGGCGCAAAUGCUUACUUGCCAUGGACGUAUUCGCGAGCAGCGCGGUCAACGUAGCGGGCUAGCAGACUGGGAGAAGAUUCGCGCCGUGAAGGAAGCGGUCUCAGUACCCGUUGUUGCGAAUGGAAACAUCCUCUUCCACGGCGACAUUGAGAAGUGCCUCUCUGCGACCGGCGCAGACGCUGUCAUGUCGGCCGAGGGCAACCUCUACAACCCAGCCAUCUUCCAGCCAGACCCUUCUGCAAUUGAACCUGUCGCUUCCACAUCUUCUGCGUCCCAGUACCUUACCGGCCAGCACCCACGGAACACGCAUCUAGCGCUCGAGUACCUGGCUAUCGUGAAGUCUCAGAAGACGCUGACGACGCCGAGCGCGGUGAAGGGCCACUUGUUCAAGCUCCUCCGUCCAGCAUUGUCCAAGUACACGGACAUUCGCGAAAGGCUUGGUCGGGUACGGGUAGAACGUGCUGACAGGGAUAAGGAAGGGGGGACAGCCUGGGACAAGUAUGAGGAGAUCAUUGAAGAGCUCGACGAACGACUAGAGCGCGAUAUUGAAGCUGCCUCGGAUAGGACGCUCGAGGAGCUGUCGCCGAUCGACCCCGCGACAGGCUUCCCGGUUCUGCCCCACUGGCUCGCGCAGCCCUACAUCCGCCCGUUGCCCGCCGAGCCAGAGGCUGCGAAGCCUCCAGCGCAGGGCAAGGAGAGUGGCGUAGAGGUAGUAGGUCCGUGACCUUGAUCCUUUACGCAUCACGUAGUAUCCUCAUCGACGGCUCAUCAGAAUGUUCUGCCGAAGACUCUGCAUCCCGCGGCGCAAAGAGGGCCGUCUCGGAGGAACGGCCUGACGUCGCGCGCUCCGAUGGGGCGGAAACUGCGGGGGAGUCGAAGAGGGCUAAGUUAUCGCGAACGGAGGACACGACUUCUCCACGGACGAAUAUCAGCAGUACUGUCUCUUCUGGUACGGUAGAUAGCUGACCCACGCUUCCCCUCGACGUUCUUAUGCUCCAUUUUUUAGCGGUAGACUACACUACAUAUACAAUUUGGCAUGACCUUUGGUCACUCCUACUUAUCC